AUGGACAACAACGAACCUCCCUUCUCUUAUCGUGUAACCGGCGAAGCCGCACGUCUCCGAAGAUCUCGCCUUCGUUCCCAAAGAGCAGAAUACGAAAGACUCGCGGGAAUAGAACCGGUCGUUUUUGCUAAUCUCCCCGACUUCCCUGAUCUCUUUGUCUGGGAACGGCCGGCGAAGGUUGGAGUUGUCAAACCUUCUCAAGAAACUGCUGAGAAAAGCGAUUGGAUUAUCGAUAAGGGCAGUGUGAUAAUUGGAAAGAGAAUCGAACGAGACUUAUAUACAGGGACUUUUGGAAACGAGACAGUGAAUAUCAAAUAUCUCAGCCCUCGUAUCGAUGCUAAAGAGCUGCGUCACUACUGUGCACGAGAACUUGAACCACAAAAAUAUUGUGAGAAUCCUACGUGUUGGCAUCUUGUCAAAGAGCAUGGUUGUCAUAUCCGAGCCUCUGCAUGUGGUGGAAGAAAAGUAUCCGACUCUCAGCAGAAAGACUUUGCAUCUUUGGUGAGGAUUGCUCUGGAUGUUUCAGAGGGAAUGUCAUUUCUACAUGGCAAGAACAUCGUACAUGGGAAUCUGUGCAAGAAAAACAUCGUAAUGGGUCAAAAUAAGAUGGCCAAAAUCUGUGGGUUUGGCUUGGCUGGUGGCAAUAUACACCAGCAAAUGGGAUGUCUUUUGCUUCGGCUGUGUCAUAUGGGAAAUCUUAACUGGAAAGUGGCUCAAGAUAUCCUUGAAGAGUACCCAGGAACGCAGCUAUUGGAGGACCUAGAAGCUGACUCAGACCCUUUACUUCCUAUCUCCAAAUUCCUCAUCAUGAUGCUUUCUGAUCAGACUGACACUAAGCUACUCCAGCUGUUCGACAUGUGUUGGAUUCAACUUCCCACACCAUCUUUCCAACAAAUCUCUGAGUUCCUUAGGAAAAUGAUAUGA
Molecule: messenger RNA, 924 nt
Organism: Arabis nemorensis
Lineage: Eukaryota; Viridiplantae; Streptophyta; Magnoliopsida; Brassicales; Brassicaceae
Source: the annotation of a GenBank genome assembly